UUUAUCGGUAAAAUUGCUCAUAUAAAUAAUGUAACCACUCAUUGGCAAGCUGGUGAGCAGUCCACUUCACCUUCCAAACACUCACCAGCUCAGAGCAGAGUCGCAGUACAAUAAUAGAGAGAUCUAGCGAGAUCUAGAGCGUUCUAGAGAGUUCCAGAGUGUUCUAGAAGGGGCGGUGCCCGGAUCCAUCCAUGGCCUCCGUCCUCGUCCUCGUCCUCGUCUUCCUCCUCGACCUCAUCGCCUUCGGCCUCGCCGUCGCCGCCGAGCAACGCCGGAGCACGGCGGUGGUGGUGCCGGACUCGGAGAAGAACUACACGUACUGCGUCUACGACUCCGACAUCGCGACCGGGUACGGCGCGGGGGCGCUUCUCUUCCUGCUGCUCAGCCAGAUCGUGGUGAUGGGCGCCAGCAAGUGCUUCUGCUGCGGCCGAUCUCUGCGCCCCGGCGGAUCCCGCGCCUGCGCCCUCAUUCUCUUCCUGUUUUGCUGGUUAACGUUCAUCAUUGCCGAGGCGUGCCUGCUCGCAGGAGCGGUACGGAACGCGUACCACACGCGCUACCGGACGCUGUUCGUCGACAACCCGCCGUCGUGCGAGACAGUGCGCAAGGGCGUGUUCGCCGCGGGCGCCGCCUUCGUCUUAUUCACCGCGAUCCUCUCUGAGUUUUACUACGUCACCUACUCCAAAUCCCGCGACUCCGGCGCCGGCAGCGUCCCCCCGCCCUACGGCAAGGACUCUGGAAUCGGCAUGAGCCCCUACAGCUAAUCAGUGCUACAUCAGAUGAUCUAUGUACUAUAGUUGGUUAUUAUACUAGUCUGAGACAUGUCUAUCUAUAGUAGGUAUAGUGCUCUUUCGUUUUGGUCUCUACUUGUUGGCAUUUGAUUGGAUGUAUGUUUGGGUUAAAUUGGAUUGGGUGUGUUUGAGUCUAUUUCGUUUGUUAUCAUGUUAUAAUGAGAUGAGAUGGGUAUGUAUGGGAUAAUCACAUGGGACAUUUUUGGUUUGUGGGUCCACACAUUUUGUAUGGGCAUAAGUGGCUGAGUAGAAAGUUCUAGCUAGGCUGUUGCUUUGCUUGUGAAAGUAGAUUGGAGAUGUUUCUCCUUCCGUGUGGUCCAACUUAAGUAGUUCAUGAGCACUUUGUGCAGGUGAUUGAUUGCUCUCA
Molecule: messenger RNA, 1155 nt
Organism: Ananas comosus (pineapple)
Lineage: Eukaryota; Viridiplantae; Streptophyta; Magnoliopsida; Poales; Bromeliaceae
Exons: 4
Coding region: 192-761 (189 amino acids)
Source: RefSeq, a predicted model, not a curated record